UAACUUGCGUUAGAUAAUGCUGUCUACUAGACUUUUACAGGGAAACACUAAAAAAACAUGUAAAUAAAAGAUUUCAGCAAAAUCGACAUUGAAAGAUUGUGAAUAUCCACCAAAUCGGGGAAUUACGUAUCACAUAAUAGUGCACUCUGGACGAAACAAAUCAUUGAAAAGAAAUGCCACUUUUAGUGUCUAGUGUACCUUUCAGCCCGAAUUUUUUGGGGCCUGAAAAACUAAUGUCAUCGUAAUGACAAGAUUUAAAUACAUAGUUUUACACAAAACUUUUUUUGCAAUUAAGUUUGCAAUUACAAAAACUAUUUCCCGAUUUGUACACUCCAACCUCACUUUUUCUUGAAAGCAAGUAGACACUCUUUCACGAAAAACACUUUGACAUUUCGAUUUUCAGCUUUCCUCGUUUGGAGAGUGCUGGGAAAUCCAAGGUGUACCAUCUGUCGAGAAAACUUUGCACUUCCAGUCGCUUGAAUUUAUUUAUUAGUACCACUCGGUUAUUCAGCAUUACGGUGCUGAGUAUUAAUUGUUAACACCUUUCUAAAAGGAAUUAUUUCGUUAGAAAAUCAUAUUGAAAUGAAUUCUAUUUAAGUGAUUAUUAAAUUUUCAUUUUUAUAUUUUCACCGGUACGGUGGGACUUUAUUUCUGCAUGUAUGUAGUCCUCUGUAGUUAGGUCGAGGGAAGGGACGUCCCUGACUUACCGUGCCCGCAUUGAUGAGCGAUUUAUAUGUGCUAAUGUUGUGCUGAAAUGCGAUGAUGAAAAAAGCAUGUUACUGUUCAUACUCUUUGUGGGAGAAGUUCAGAGAUAUGUUUUGAAACAUUGAAAAGUGUUGUGUACGGGCGCAUUACACUCAUAAAAGAAAAUAAUUGACUCCAGGCUUGAGAGUAUUGUCAGGUUUUUUUUAUUUUCUUCCUGUGGAAGACCUAAUUUUGCAAAAGGGAACCAAAUUGGUAUCCCUAUCAUGCCGCGAAACAAAAGGCGGAGUGUUGUUGAUAUGGGGCCUGAUGAUGAUGACAGGCAUUCCAACAAGAGAUUUAGGAAUACUACAAGGUGUGACACUAUUCCGAAGAUUCAAAGCAAGUUGGACUACCUCAGAUCACUGUUAAAUGACCAAGUUACAUUCAAAAGUAUUUACAGAUAUGCAUAUGAUUUUGCACGGCAGGAUAAAGAUCAGCGAAGCAUGGACAUAGAAACAGCCAAAGCGAUGCUUCAGUUAUUGCUGGGCAAACAUUGGGUUUUGUUUGGACAAUUCAACAAUUUUUUGGAACACUCAAAAUACAAAGUGAUCAAUAAGGACCAAUGGUGUAAUAUCUUAGAAUUUUCACGCACGAUAGCUAAUGAUCUAUCUAAUUAUGAUGUGGAUGGUGCAUGGCCAGUUAUGCUUGAUGAAUUUGUGGAGUGGCUAAAAGCUAUAAAAGGAGUUGAAGCUCGAAGGAGCUGAGGUAUCCUUGUUCCUUUGUUCACAGUCCUUGAAACAGGCAUCAUCAUCUGUAUUUGCUGGUCCCCAAGGUCCUGGCAAGUUAAACAUGCCAAACGUGUUGUAAAAAUGUGAGUCAUAUUUUUGGUGACUUCACUGUAAUGUAUUAUAUAAGUAACACUGGGCCUAAUGCUGCACAUUAAUGAACUUCCAGUUCCCAUGUCCUGUUGUUCCCUGAGAUUCAAAAUUUUCUGUAAACAAAUUUGUUUACAUUUUCUAAAAUUGUGUCAAAUAUUGUUGUUUAUCUUAUGAAAUCCCCUUUGCUGCCAAAUGUAAUCAUAUAUACAGUGAAGCCAUUUUGUAAAAAUGGUGCUUUAUUUUCUAUCGUCGUACUUCUGAACUGGUAGAGCUGGCAGAAGAAUGACAUGGUUAGUUGUAACAAAGACCGGUUAUACGUGUAUGAUAUUAAAAGUACCGUAUAUACUUAAUCAUAUUGGUUUCUUCGGAAGACUGAUCAAAUGGGAUCUUAAGCUUCCUUGUGUGGUUUCAUGCAAAUGAAGUGAAUUUUGAGGAAGUGACGUUGGAAUAUACACACAAGAAAAAUUCAUGCCGUAUUCUAGUGAAAGGCUGUUAUUUGAUGAUAACUAAUGCAUGUUGUUUAAAGCUUUGGAAGUUCCUACAACCGUGUUAUCCAAGCCUGUAAACACAGAAACAACUUGCCGAAGUGAGCAAUAAUGCAUUUAAUGUGGAUGCUCAACUCCUCUAAAAAACAUGAAGCGAAUGUACGCAUAUUUUCAAUAAAACUUAAACAAAAGCAUAGAAUGUUGUUUUUUCAAAAUUCUUUCCUUCCUACCUUUGUUUGUGUGAAAGAGGAUGUUUAAUUUGAUAAGUAGUGUUUAGUUUGAUAUGAAAGAAGAAAACAAGAUACGAAGAGGAUUUGUGAGGUUGCUGUUGAGAUCCAUAACAGUACUACGGUGGAACAUUACUGUACCUUCAGGGAUGAACAGUAAAGAAGAUAGUUUUCGUGUACCAGGAAGCUACUGGUGGAUGUUCUAGUUUAAUUUUCUUACCAUGUCAACUGAAAUUACAUUUCUUGUUAAUGGCUCAACUUAAUAUUGCACAUCAACUUUUCUUUAGUAUUUGUAAAAAUUUGUUCCUUGUUGCAAUUUAUUACAAUGUUUUCAUUACACCUGGAACCUAAAUUCUUUAUGCACCAAUUAUUGUUAAAAAAUUCAUUUUGUCAAAUAAGAUGUAAAUUGACAAUAGAUAAUCAAACGUCCAACCACAAACUUAAUAAUAAGCGUAAUUUCUCUUUGGUGUUAAUGUUGGUAAUUGUUCUGUGAAGUGCUUCUAAUGACCUCUGAACAUAGAUUUGAACUGAGAAUCUUGCAUUUACAAAUUUUAGCAAAGACAACUGAGGCCACUAUGGUUUUCACAGCCUCGUAUAGGAUUGUCUCUAAAGAUUGCUGGUGUCUAAAAUUUGAGACUACAAGAAAAUGUAUACAAAAAUGAAUUUCUUUUUAAUGUAAACAGUGGGUAUCCAUUAUAAAAUACACUAAGCAGCU
Gryllus bimaculatus (two-spotted cricket) is the source of this 2989-nucleotide messenger RNA. NCBI's taxonomy places the organism in Eukaryota, Metazoa, Arthropoda, Insecta, Orthoptera, Gryllidae. The record is from the annotation of a GenBank genome assembly.